AUGGAUAAGGAAGAUGCGGAAAGGUCCGAGAGGGAGAGGAAGGAGUUCGAGGAGAGGGAGAGGUCCGAGAGGGAGAGGAAGGAGUUCAGUAUUUGUGCUCAACAACUUUUGUACGAAAUUGGGGACCCCAGUAGCUAUGUCACCCCUGAUGUGAUUAUUGAUCUUCAGAAUGUUUCAUUCUCUCCCUUGUCAAGUUGCAAGGUUCUUUGUGUUGGAGCAAAAUCCUCUGCUGGUUCAGUCCCUAAAAAACUCCUGCAAUUGAUUCCAAAGGACUGUGGUUGGAAAGGAUGGGGUGAGAUAUCUUAUGGAGGAUAUGAAUGUGUUAAACGUGCAAAGGCUGCAGAAUUCCUGGUCAGAUCAUGGUUGGAAGAAAUAUUGCCUGGCAUCAACAAUUCAAUAUUUUCUUAUAUAAUUGGCUUCGAUAGUCUGAAAGCAACUAGCAUUGGUGAUGACGCUUCAUCUUCAGCCGCUAGUAAUGAUGUAAGGUUGCGUAUGGAUGGAUUAUUUGAGGUGAAAGAACAUGCAGUCCAAUUUACUAGAGACGUUACAACAUUAUAUACCAAUGGACCAGCUGGUGGUGGUGGUAUCAGGUCAAGUUCUUAUCAGCUUCUGAACCUAUUUUCUAAUUUACUAGCGUUUUAAUGAGCUUACACAUUCCUUGGUGGUUAUAGAUUCAUCUCUAGAUGCAAUAA
Humulus lupulus (European hop) is the source of this 692-nucleotide messenger RNA. RefSeq lists its product as uncharacterized. NCBI's taxonomy places the organism in Eukaryota, Viridiplantae, Streptophyta, Magnoliopsida, Rosales, Cannabaceae. The record is from RefSeq and is a predicted model, not a curated record. Bases 1 to 642 code for a protein of 213 amino acids. The transcript has 5 exons.